Oreochromis niloticus (Nile tilapia) is the source of this 3256-nucleotide messenger RNA. RefSeq names its product protein NLRC3. Lineage: Eukaryota; Metazoa; Chordata; Actinopteri; Cichliformes; Cichlidae. The coding region runs from base 722 to 2953 and encodes 743 amino acids. The transcript is spliced from 7 exons. The record is from RefSeq and is a predicted model, not a curated record.
GGGUUUAUGACCUAUACUGCAGCCAGACACCAGGGGGCGAAAGAGACGUUUUGGCUUCAUUUUUGGGGAGCUGUCGCGUCGUCCAUGUUUUCUACAGUCAAUGGCUUCAAAAGAAAAAUAAGCAGAAAUAAAUCAGCUCUGCACAAACAGCCUCCUGUCAUUAUUAUUAUGGUCUGUGCAGACUAACGUGUGCUGUCCAUUCACUCAAACUAAAUCUAUUCUGUGUUUUUCUACGCUCAAUAGAAAAUCUUAUGUGCUGCGUUCACUGACUCCAUCCUCUCUGACUGUUACUGACACUCAACACAGCCACAGGCUGACCGCAGCGGAGUGAAAUGGAGUGCUGUGAUUGGUCAGAAUGUUUGUGACGGGCGGUCCCUGUUGCAGGUGGGUUGUGGACCCUCUGUCCCACAAGCCCCUCCCUGGUUUUGCCCUUCCCAAAGUUUUUCUCUCCUGAACUUUGACGCUGAUCGUCUCCGUGUGAAGCUCCGUGUUAAGCCAUGUUUGACCUUUGUAGGACUACAGUAAUGGAGGAUUUGGAGGCUGAACUCGGCUCUGUGACACUUUUUGUAGUGAACUGAUUAAAGCUGCGUCUCAGAUGGAUGUUAGUCCAACACAUCAGACACGACCUCUGCAGCUCUCAGUUGAUGUGCACAUGAAUGAUUUGUGUUUCCUCUGCAGGUGAAGGUAGAAAGUGUGUGUGAGCUGAUGUGAAUUGAGCAGCAUGGAUCAGUGUGAGGACAGAGAGGAGGGAGUCCCUCCCUCUAAAAGCACUCUGUGUGGGGAACAUGAGAGCCAGACCAAAGCUCAGAGGAACCAGCCUGGACCUCCACCCAGCUGUGUGUCCUUACAGAGUGACUGGUCUGCAGACCGUCCCAUCAAUUUUAAAGCCCAGCCUAUGUCUGCUGCAGAGAGGAUCCAUGCGAGACCUGCUGGACCUGAACCCAGCUGUGUGUCCUUACAGAGUGACUGGUCUGCAGAUCGCCCCAUUAAUUUUAAAGUCCAGCCUGUGUCUGCUGCAGAGAGACAGUGCAUCUGCUCAUACUGGGACCAGUCUGCUUCAUCAGGAGACUCCUCCUGUCCCCAGUGUGGAGAAAGAUCCAGAACCAGAGCUGGACUGCAGACAGCCAGUCAGAGCAGCUGUGUACAAACAGAUGUUGGUCUGCAGGAGGUUUUAGAUGAACAUAAGAUCAGUCUGAGGAGGAGAUGUGAACGUGUGACUGAAGGAAGUGAUGACACAGGAAGUAGAACCCUCCUCAACAGGAUCUACACUGAGCUCUACAUCACAGAGGGACAGAGUGAAGAGGUUCAUACCCAACAUGAGGUGAGGCAGCUGGAGACAGCUUCCAAGAUGGACGCCCUCCAUGACGCUCCAAUCAGGUGCCAGGACAUCUUUAAAGCCUUACCUGACCAACAGAGACCCAUCAGAGUGGUUCUGACCAACGGCGUGGCUGGUGUUGGAAAAACCUUCUCAGUGCAGAAGUUCACUCUGGACUGGGCAGAGGGCUUGGAGAACCAACAUGUCAGUGUGGUGGUUCUGCUUUCAUUCAGGGAGCUGAACCUGAUCAGAGAUGAGCAGUACAGUCUUCUGGAGCUGCUCCAUGUUUUCCAUCCAACAUUACAGAAGGUCACAGCAGAGAAGCUGGCUGUCUCUCAGCUUUUGUUCAUCUUUGACGGCCUGGAUGAAAGCAGACUUUCAUUGGAUUUCACCAACAGGAAGCUGCUGUCUGAUGUCACACAGAAGUCAUCAGUCAGCCAGCUGCUGACAAACCUCAUCCAGGGGAAUCUGCUUCCCUCGGCUCUCGUCUGGAUAACUUCCCGACCUGCAGCAGCCAAUCAGAUCCCUCCUACAUGUGUCGACAGGCUAACAGAAGUACGAGGCUUCACUGACGCCCAGAAGGAGGAGUACUUCAGGAGGAGAUUCAGUGAUGAAGAGCUGUCCAGCAGAAUCAUCUCCCACAUGAAGACAUCCAGGAGCCUCCACAUCAUGUGUAGUAUCCCAGUCUUCUGCUGGAUCACUGCUACAGUUCUGGAGCACAUGUUGACUACAGAGCAGAGAGGAGAGCUGCCCAAGACCCUGACUGACAUGUACUCACACUUCCUGCUGGUUCAGACAAAGAGGAAGAAGAACAAGUACCAUGAGGGACAUCAGACGAGUCCACAGGAGCUGACGGAGGCUGACAGGGAAGUUCUUCUGAAGCUGGGGAGGCUGGCGUUUGAACAUCUGGAGAAAGGAAACAUCAUGUUCUACCAAGACGACCUGGAGCAGUGUGGUCUGGAUGUGACAGAGGCCUCGGUGUACUCAGGAGUUUGUACAGAGAUCUUCAAAAGAGAGUGUGUGAUCUUCCAGAAACCAGUCUACUGCUUUGUUCAUCUGAGCAUUCAGGAGUUUCUGGCUGCAGUCUACAUGUUCCACUGUUUCACCAACAGGAAGACUGAGGUGGUGAAGAGCUUCCUAGGACAAACUUUUUGGGAAUCAUCUCUGGACGACUUCCUGAACAGACCCAUGAAGAAAUCCCUCCAGAGUCAAAAUGGCCACCUGGACCUGUUUGUUCGCUUCCUUCAUGGCCUCUGUCUGGAGUCCAACCAGAGACUCUUAGGAGGUCUGCUGGGUCAGACAGAGAACAGUCCAGAAACCAUCCAGAGAAUCAUCAACAACCUGAAGGGGAUGAACAGUGAUGACAUCUCUCCUGACAGAAGCAUCAACAUUUUCCACUGUCUGAUGGAGAUGAACGACCUCUCAGUACAUCAGGAGAUCCAAGAGUUCCUGAAGUCAGAGAACAGAUCAGAGAGGAGACUCUCUGAGAUCCACUGCUCAGCUCUGGCCUUCAUGCUGCAGAUGUCAGAGGAGGUUCUGGAUGAGUUGGACCUGAGGAAGUACAACACAUCAGAGUGGGGACGACAGAGACUGAUUCCAGCUGUGAGGAACUGCAGAAAGGCUCGUGGGACAAACUGAAUGAGAAGACCCUGCUGACAUCUGGACUGAACAUGUGUCAAAUCUGUGAGCUAACGCUGAUGUCACAGCAGCACAUGGACUCACUCAUUCCUGCUGCUGCUCCUAAUGAUGAAUGUCUGACUUCAUGUCCUCAUUAAUCACAGAGCUGAUUGUUCAAUGUUUAGUUGUUGCUGCUGAAAUGUCGUCCCUAUUUUCUGCUGAUGGAAUUCACUGCUGUGUUUCUGGCUGCUGUUUACAUCCCCGAGCUCACUUCCUGGCAGCCAAACGUCAUGAUAUAAUGGUAAAUGGACUCAUAUAGCGCUU